Messenger RNA from Sardina pilchardus (European sardine), 951 nucleotides. It is a transcript of the gene cfap300, whose product is annotated as cilia and flagella associated protein 300. The record is from RefSeq and is a predicted model, not a curated record. NCBI's taxonomy places the organism in Eukaryota, Metazoa, Chordata, Actinopteri, Clupeiformes, Clupeidae. The coding region runs from base 18 to 926 and encodes 302 amino acids. The transcript is spliced from 6 exons.
CCCCUUACAACAUCAUCAUGGCUGGGGAGCAGAUAACCUUUGAUCAGAAAUAUGUCUUCAAUUUACUUUCUAGCAAAAACUUCCCUUUUCUCCAAAAUCCUGAAAUUUCGAGACGCUUCCUGAAAUGGUCAAUGUUGGGGAGAAUAUCAGCCCAGGCCUUUAACUUCGACCAGAUAUUUUAUCCAUACAAAAAGGAUGAGUUUGUUUUGGUAAGUGUAAUCUUGGAAUGGGUAAGAUGUAACAAUAGUAUUCGAAAAUGUUUAUCAAAGAAGCAUUUUUUGAGGCUUUAUCUCUGUUUUUAUAUGAAGGAUUUUUUUCAAGAUCCUUGCGUAACGGAGAACUUAAAGGUCUUACAGUCUGGAUAUUGGACAUCCCUAGGUAAUAAAGUGACUCGUGUGGAUGUUGAGGUUAUCCCAUGCUCAAAGGUUUCGAUGGAUAUUUUUGAUCCUCUGCAUUCUGGUGGAGUGUUGCGACCAUCUGGACAUAUAGUGAAGUGUUACCAUGACAUUUAUGGAGACUUUGAUGAGCUGAGAAAUGUCUUGACCAUAGAGGACUCCGAUAAAUAUGAUCUAAUAAGACCUGCUGAUCGGGAGGAGUUUAUCUUCAAGCUUUUCAAACAUAUAUGUCUUGGUGGUGAACUGUGUCAGUAUGAGGAUAGUAUCAAUCCAUAUCUGGACACUGUGAAAGUAAUCUAUAAAGAUUUAGUGAGUGUGCAGAAAGACCGUGAGACAAAACAAAUCAACAUUGCUUCGACCAUUUUAAAAGUCUCCACUUAUGAUGCCUCUGGGUUGUGCUAUCCUGACAGUCUGAACUCGGAGCAAAGCUUUGCUUACCUCUGUGUUGAUCCUCUCAAGAGGCAUGUGUAUGUCUUGUAUCACUCCUUUGGCACAGGGCACCUUUCAUGCGCUGGUAUGCCACAUAGCUGAGUCCAAUCUAGAUUUGCAGUUUAUG